Fundulus heteroclitus (mummichog) is the source of this 1638-nucleotide messenger RNA. RefSeq names its product odr-4 GPCR localization factor homolog (gene odr4). Gene Ontology annotation, cellular component: endomembrane system. NCBI's taxonomy places the organism in Eukaryota, Metazoa, Chordata, Actinopteri, Cyprinodontiformes, Fundulidae. The coding region runs from base 123 to 1412 and encodes 429 amino acids. The transcript is spliced from 14 exons. The record is from RefSeq and is a predicted model, not a curated record. Gene Ontology annotation, biological process: intracellular protein localization.
AAUUACGGUAAAAUUACGCGACGGAAAUACGUAGCUGAAUAAAGUGUUAAAGUUGUAGUUUUUUCCCCUCUUUUGCUUCGCUGACGAACCACGACCAGCUGUCAGAACUGAGCAGCUUCAGUAUGGGCCGUAGCUACAUUGUUGAAGAUGAUGUGGAGGAAUAUCUGUCCAAACUAUGUUCACAGCCAGCAGGUCCAGUCACAGGUCUUCUCAUUGGACAGAGCUCGGCCCAAAGGGAUUUUGUCGUUAUGGCAACAAGGACCCCCCAAAACGAUGAGUCUGCAGCCGCUGGGACGUCGGAGUACAAAGAGUGGGUGUCUGAGCAUGCACGGCAGGUUUCCAGGAUGCUGCCUGGAGGCCUGUCUGUGUUGGGAGUUUUUAUAGUCAGUGAGAGUGACGCCAAGGACACGCUAACCACACUCCGACAGUUGGUGUUUUCAGUGGAGAACCUGAUCUCCUCGGAGCAGCUCUGGACGCCUGCUGAAGACGACGUAACCGACUGCGUCACGCUGCACAUCAACCCCAAAACCAGAAAAACUGUCUGCAGAACCUUCGACGUCAAAGACCCCAAGAGUGUUGCCAAACCCGCAGACUGGAAGUACCAAUCAGGUGUGUGUUCCUCCUGGGCUACGGUGUCCUGUUGGCUGAGUAUAGACCUGUUGGUACCGCUCCCAGACAGCACAACCUGCACAAGCAAUAUGGAUGAUUGUCUUAAGGAGGAGCUAAAAGUCUGGGCGCAGCAGAUUGAGAGGGGAGUUUGUGUCAUCGAUGGAAAGAAGCUGCCCGAGGACUCUGAGAUCAAAACAGGACAGAAGAAGAAUGUGAGGCAGACCUACACGGCUCAGUUGCUUAUUGCGCCGGAAGUGCAGACGGUGACAGAUGUGGUCCAGCGGUGCGGAGGCUGUGUGUCGGUCAGAGGAGCGAUCCACAGCAGAGCUUUCUUGCACAGCAACAAACCAAAAGCUAAACUGGCUGAGAAGCUGCUGAAGAGGGACAUAAUUUCUACGGUGGCCACAAGAGUUCACAUGCUGCUGGAGGAGCCGUCUACACAAAAUGAGCAGAACAAGGGCAGAAAACAGACAGAGCAGUUCUGCCUCCCUCGUCGUGUCUUCUGCCCGGUAAAAGGCACUGGCUCACUGAGUGUGUGUGACUACCAGUUUAGUGACGAGGGAUUGUCAGAAAUGACAGACCGGUUUAAGGAGAUGCUGGACAUGGAGGCAGCUGAGGACGACUUGGAUGCCACACAGGAAAUGAUUGCUGAAGUCAUAGAGAGUGAGACUACAGCAGAAGCAUCAACGGAAAAGGUUGAGCCGCUGGAUCCCUGGAGGAACAACUACGUUGGUGUUGCCAUGGCUACUGCUGUCGCCCUGCUGGCCUCGGCUGCAUCCAUGCUGUAUCUCAGUGACGUCUGAAGCUUCGUCCUAACUCUAAAAUGAAGGAUAAUGUGUUGAACACUUCUGCAAAAUGUCUGAUUAAACAGAUAAGACGUUUGAAAAGAGGCUUCCAGAGAAGUUGUUGUUGACUUUACCCAUCAGUAACCAAGCACACCUUAAUAAAAAAAUGUUCUCUUGGAAAUACUUCAAAUGUUAAUGUUGUUAACAAGUUAUCAAAUAAACCUUAACAAUCUUGUUAACUGCU